This is a messenger RNA of Brassica rapa (field mustard), 2582 nucleotides long. RefSeq lists its product as uncharacterized. The record is from RefSeq and is a predicted model, not a curated record. Lineage: Eukaryota; Viridiplantae; Streptophyta; Magnoliopsida; Brassicales; Brassicaceae.
CCGUUGAUACGACGUCGUGUUGUCUUAUACCGUUGACCAAAUACGCAUGGGUUUUGCAAAUAUACGUAGGAGAACAGUACAUCUACUCAUCUUCUUCUUCUCUCUCUCUCUCGUUUCAGCAAGUCACAAGACGACUCACCCAACAAAGCAACUCCGCUUCACGAGCUCAAAGCUUCUCCCUCUCUCUCUCUGUCACGCAUUUGAUUCUCGAGCUUUCUCGUUUUCACUUUUUUCAGAGACUUUGGUCGGUGAUGGUGAUUAAUAAGCCGAAGAGCAGAUGAAAGUCACCGGAAAGCCGUAUCCUACGGCGACAUUACAGGCCUCGGAGUCAGAGACGAAGCUGUUCACUAACCCUCCAGAUCUCAGGGCUAUACAGAGAGCUACUACCACAGUCACUAAACGCAGAGCAAGGAACCCCAGCUUGACACGUCAGCGAAGAUCCGCCGCUCCCGGCGGGAGAAGAAGCCGGCCGGAGACUCCUCUUCUGAAAUGGAAAGUCGAGGAUCGGAAAACAGAGAGAGGCGGCGGCGUUGUUGAAGAAGACGAUGAUUACGAGGAUGAGAGAGAGACUAGUACGCGCCGCAAGGAUCGGAGGAAAACAACUCGGCCUGUUUCGGUUAGGAAACUCGCCGCCGGGCUGUGGCGGUUGCAGGUUCCCGACGCGGUGGUUAGCGGCGGAGAGAGAAAGGUGAAAGAGGGAUUAGGGUUUCAGGGAGGUGUUCCAUAUCUUUAUCACCACAGUGACAAAGCUUCUGGUGGUUCAAAGAACAGGAUAAGGCAGAACCCUAGCACUAUUGCUACCACCAAGAAUGGAUUCUUGUGUACGCUCGAGCCUUCAAUGCCAUUUCCACACUCGGCUAUGGAAGGAGCAACAAAAUGGGAUCCUGUAUGCAUGGACACAACGGAAGAAGUCCACCAAAUCUACAGCAACAUGAAGCGCAUUGACCAACAAGUGAACGCCGUCUCAUUAGUCACAUCCCUCGAAGCAGAGCUGGAGGAAGCACACGCACGCAUCGACGAACUCGAGAGCGAGAAGCGUUCCCACAAGAAGAAACUCGAGCAGUUCCUGAGGAAAGUCAGCGAGGAGAGAGCCGCGUGGAGGAGCAGAGAGCACGAGAAGGUCCGAGCAAUCAUCGACGACAUGAAAGCUGACAUGAGCAGAGAAAAGAAGACACGUCAGAGAUUAGAGAUCGUGAAUCAUAAACUCGUCAACGAGCUCGCGGAUGCCAAGCUAGCUGCAAAGCGUUACAUGCAGGACUUCGAAAAGGAGAGGAAAGCUAGAGAGCUGAUCGAGGAGGUUUGUGAUGAGCUCGCUAAGGAGAUAGGAGAAGACAAAGCUGAGAUCGAAGCCUUGAAGAGAGAGUCAAUGUCCCUGAGAGAAGAGGUAGACGAUGAGAGAAGGAUGCUGCAAAUGGCUGAGGUGUGGCGCGAGGAGCGUGUUCAGAUGAAGCUUAUUGAUGCUAAAGUAGCGUUAGAGGAAAAGUACUCACAGAUGAACAAGCUUGUAGCAGGCUUGGAUUCUUUUCUCAAGACAAGAGACGUUGUUGUUGAUGUGAAGGAGGUGAGAGAGGCGGAGGUGUUGAGAGAGACCGCUGCUUCUGUUGAUAUCCAAGAGAUCAAGGAGUUUGCGUAUGAGCCUGCGAAUCCUGACGAUAUCUUCGCUAUGUUGGAAGAGAUGAAUCUCGGUGAAGGUCAUGAUGAUAAAGAGAUGGAGAAGAAGCCUGUUGCUUACACUCACCAGAAUGAAGAGGAUGAUAGCGGUUGGGAGACGGUUAGCCACGUGGAAGAGCAAGGGUCUAGCUACUCACCAGAUGGGAGCAUACCUUCAGUGAACAAUCACAGAGAGAGCAAUGCCUCAAGUUGUGGGAAAGGAUGGGAAGAGACUCCAACUACAGAGAUAAGCGAAGUGUGUUCGGUUCCAAGACGGUCAUCAUCCAGAAAGGUUUCAUCAAUAGCUAAACUCUGGAGAUCAUCAGGUGCAAGCAACAACGGAGAUAGAGAUAAUAACAGCUUCAAGGUGAUAUCAAUGGAAGGGAGAAAAUCAAGCGUUGGAAUGGUUUCAUCACCGGAGAGAGGCUCGAGCAAAGGAGGGUUUAGUCCAAUGAUGGAUUUGGUUGGACAGUGGAGCUCUUCACCUGAAUCUGCAAGCCAUCCUCAUGUGAACCGAGGAGGGAUGAAAGGUUGCAUAGAGUGGCCUAGAGGUGCUGCACAGAAGCAUAGUUUGAAGGCAAAACUCAUUGAAGCGCGGAUCGAAAGCCAGAAGGUUCAGUUGAAGCAUGUCCUUAAGCAGAAGAUUUAGAUGACACAACCAGUAAGAGUGGUUUAUCUGAUGAUCUCUCACCGGGGCUGUGAUUCUGUAUGAAGUAAUAAAAUGUUUCCGGUGAAGCAGUCAGGAGAAGCCAGCAAGACCGGAGUUUUUAGAUUUAUGUAUGUCGUUUUGGUCAUUAGCAAUUAAGCAAAACUGUUGUACUAUAAUAUUUGUUAUCUCAUCAUUAUGGAAGAUAAAACCUUUUAGCAGAGUAAGAGAAGGCUAUUUGUUCCUUAGAAACAUUAUAUUCAAUACUACUUGAUGGUGAUAAGUA